GAGUCUACAUUGAUCGCCAGAAAACUGAUUUCCUCAAUGCCGACCACUGUUUUCUUAGGCGCAGCAGUACUCUGCAGAUGCACAAACCGUCACGAGCGGUCAGCAUCCUCACGCCUAGACACGAAUCACAGCCACAACCCGUGAUCGACUCCGGACUCUGCACUCACCAUCAUGGCAAUGCACCUGAUCCCCGACUCGAUACACGCGUACCACUCCGCAUUCACUACGUGCCCAGCCCUCGCCUCGCCGAGACUCCCGCUGCACACGCUGGACGACGCGGAUCUGGGCGUCCACAACGUCACGUCCCGCACGACGCACCGCCUCGUCGCGCCGCCGGAUUCCCAUACCGGAUCCGACUCCGACUCGGAGGACUCUACCGCACCGGCGCGCGCGUGGGAGGCGGUGUACCCGGCGGGCAGCAUCAAUCCUUCUGGCGCGAUCCCGGGUGGAUUCGGGUUCUACGUGGCGGGCGCGGGCGCGUUCGCGCCCGCCUUGGAGGGCGGGGCGCAGCACGUCGUGGUUUCGUACAGGAUGAUGCUGCAGGGCGGGUGGGAGUGGGUCAAGGGCGGGAAGCUGCCUGGGAUAUUUGGUGGUGAUGGGAAGCUGUCGUACGCGUGCACCGGGGGUAGGAAAGACAACCGGUGUAAAUGCUUUAAUAUUCGGCCGAUGUGGAGGGCGAACGGCCAGGGGGAGCUCUACACGUACCUACCCCUCACCGAUCACAAUCGCGAGCGUCAACUCGCCGUCCCGCCGACAUCGAAAGCCAACCCCGAUUACGGAUUCUCGCUCGGCCGCGGCGCGUUCAACUUCGAUGUCGCGGUGGGCAGGUGGGCCACGGUUGCGUUCCGGUUGAAGCUCAAUACCGUCGGGAGCGAAGAUGGUUGCGUGCAUUUAAACCAUGGCAGUCCUCCCGUUUCUCAUUCAUGUCAAGGGGAACUCGAGUUCUGGAUCAAUGGGCGAUCGGUUAUCAAGGUGACGGGGCUGAUGUUGCGGGACUCUGAGGCGUCACGGAUCAAGGGCGCGCAUUUUCAGACGUUCUUUGGCGGACAUACCGAGGAUUGGGCAUCGCCCAAGGAACAAAAGGCGUGGUUCGCUGAUGUGACCGGGCUGAUAGUGGAAUGAAGAGCUUGGAUCGAUCGAAAUGGGAAGGGCACUAAACACUGAUCACAACUGCGUCAACCGAGACCGUCAUGAUUCAACACUGCGACCCAUCAUGGCUCUCCUCUGGAGUCAGCACGACAUCUUGCAUGUCGUCGUCGGCCUCCCUCGAGGGACCCGGGACAUCGCGUUCUCUGCGACGCUUGCUCUCAAACACCUGCAACCCGCGUCGCCGAUUGCUCGCUAGGGGGCUCGAGUCCACGGACCCGACUUCCGGCGUAUCGGGAUCGCCCGGUGGACCUCGGCGGGGUGUGCUGAGCAGCGUGUCCUCGGCGCCGGGCGGGGCGUUGUCGUGCGGGGCGGUGUAUGCGGGCGGCGGGGCGGCGAUGGCCUCCAUGCCGAGCCCGAAGUACGGGGAGAGCAGGUACGCGUUGAGGGGGGAGGACGGGACGGGGGGCUUCUCGACCAGCGUCGCGGACGAGUCGGCGAACGGCUUCGUGGCUUUGCGGUUGUGCGUGAGCAGCAGGGGCUGUGUCCGGGCGUCAAUACGUUUCGUCGAUGCGCAUGUGACGCUGUGAGCCUGAGCCACUUGCCUUGAGUGGGGCCGUUCUUUUUCUGAACGUGCGCGCCCGCAUAAACGCGCAGAUGGCGCACAGACUGGCUACGAGCAUAAAUCCGAGGAUGGGAAUGACGAAUGCCCAGCGAGGAAAGUCCUUCGACUGCUGCUGCUGCUGCUGCGCUUGCACAUCGCGCACAACCUGGUUCAGAUGAGAUUCGGGUGAUGUCGACAUGGUUUCAGGGUGAGGUGGGGUGUCUUGGAAGCGGGAGAUAUCGCUUAUAUAGGUGGCGGAUGCGUUGUGAAAUAGGAGCCGCUGGAGUGAGACAGUCUCAUGCGUCGAAAAUCAACGCGCAGAGAGGAUUUGGUGGUAUUUAUGUCUUGAGCAUGCAUGUUCUCGAAACACCUGCUGUACAGCAGACUGAAUAUCAUACCCCCGGUCGUCAAAAGUGGAACAGCAGGUCCCGUGAUCGAUGUCCACAUCCACGUGCUGACAUCGGGAGUUGCCGACUGUUGGGAUUGCACCCACUGCCACUAGCCGCGGGCAACAAUUCGGGCUGACCCACCCGUUCGGGCAGAGCCCAUGUUAUUUCUAAGUGGUCAUUCUGAGGGCAGGAAAUAGACACACCUGACGACCGAUUAGGUUCACUGUCCCUCAGUAUGAUGUCGAUGAAGGAGAGGAACUUCUGAUGAAGAAACGUCCACGCGGCCAGGUCUUCUCCGUUUGAAAAUCCUCUGAGAGCAGCACACUUUGCGUAUGCAGCAGCGAAAUCCGCGAGCAAAUUUCGAUCUCUCAUCCCAUUG
Molecule: messenger RNA, 2458 nt
Organism: Mycena citricolor
Lineage: Eukaryota; Fungi; Basidiomycota; Agaricomycetes; Agaricales; Mycenaceae
Source: the annotation of a GenBank genome assembly